Phytophthora megakarya is the source of this 807-nucleotide messenger RNA. NCBI's taxonomy places the organism in Eukaryota, Oomycota, Peronosporomycetes, Peronosporales, Peronosporaceae. The record is from the annotation of a GenBank genome assembly.
AUGAGUGUACCGUGUCACGCCAAGCAAGGAUGUGUGCUGAGACGGUUGGAGCAGAUUCUCAGGGAAAGGGAGCCCCCGCGCACCCAGACUCAGAGGUACCAGUGGCCUACUAAGCUAUUAAUGCGUCCACAGUCUCAAGCCGCUGAAGUGAAGAUGGUGAAGUUGCAAGAGAAGCCGAAACCAUUGGACAUGACGCUCAAGAUCAUUGGGAAUUCAGCGGUCGUCAUGAACACGGCGAGAGACUCCGAGGAAUCUGAGACCCGUCCUGAACCGGUAGAACAAGCCCAUCCAGACUUGAGUCCAGACGUUGAGACCCAGGAUCCGGAGGGUAUGGCGGAUGUCGAGAGUAAUGUUCAGGCCACUGAAUCGUCAGUGGAUGUCCAGUCACAGGUGAGCCGUUCGACACCGGUCCAAAGGCUGGAGGCAGAAUAUGCUCGGUGUAACAUCGACGAAGCUAAUGUCGGAGUUCCAGGGGUCACAACUCCAGAGAUGGAAGCCAAGAUGAGAGGGAUCCUGAAACGCCAUCGCAGCAUCUUCCUGGGAGAUGGCAACGCGGCUCCAGCCCCGGCUAGGGGCGUGGUGUGUGACAUCGACGUUGGAGAAGCAAAAUCAGUGGCUUUACGUGCGAGAAAGAUUGCCGCACCGGUUUUGGUGAAAGUGUUUGAACUCCUGAAGAAGUUGCUGGAGGCGGAGCUCAUUAAGCAUUCAGAGUCCGAGUGGUCAUCACCUAUUGUGAUUGUGUUGAAGAAAAACGGCACAGACAUCCGGAUGUGUAUUGAUUACCGGCUUCUGAAUUUGCUCAUUUAA